This is a messenger RNA of Rosa chinensis, 1710 nucleotides long. RefSeq lists its product as uncharacterized. The transcript is spliced from 3 exons. NCBI's taxonomy places the organism in Eukaryota, Viridiplantae, Streptophyta, Magnoliopsida, Rosales, Rosaceae. The record is from RefSeq and is a predicted model, not a curated record. The coding region runs from base 1 to 1710 and encodes 569 amino acids.
AUGGACAGAACAUGGGGAGAGACAGAGGGUGUUGAAUCUGAAUCUGUGGAGGGUAAUGCAAGGGCAGAUUAUGAAGUACAAUUAGAUAGUGAUGUGGAGUUGGAAGGCAAUGAGAAUGAUGAGCUUUCAACUGAGUGUAAUGAAUUCAGGCAGUUUGUAGAAGAUGCCAACAAACCCUUAUACCCGGGUUGCAAUAGGCACACAAAGAUGAAUGUGUUGGUUAGGCUUUACAACUUGAAAGCGAAGCAUGGUAUGAGUGAUGCAGCAUACUCUGACUGGUUGAUUGCCUUUGCUGAAUUUCUGCCCAUAGGAAACGAGAUACCUGCCUCUGUGUACGAGGCAAAGAAGACUUUGAGUGCAUUGGGAAUGAAUUACACCAAAAUACACGCUUGCCCGAAUGACUGUAUUCUAUAUAGAAAACAGUAUGCUGAUGAAAUGUGUUGUCCUACAUGUGGUAUUUCUAGGUGGGAAGUCUGCAAAAACAAAAAAGAAAGGGAGGGAGUACCUGCAAAAGUGUUGUGGUACUUUCCACCGAUUCCUAGGUUCAAAAGAAUGUUUCAAUCAAUUGAAACAUCGAAGAGUUUAACUUGGCAUGCCACCAAUAGAAACAAGGAUGGCUUAAUUCGGCAUCCUGCAGAUUCUACGUCUUGGAAGUUGGUAGAUGAUAAAUGGCCAGAUUUUGGUAGUGAGCCAAGAAACCUACGGCUUGCAUUGUCAUCAGAUGGGUUCAAUCCCCAUAGUUCCUUAAGUAGCAAGUAUAGUUGUUGGCCCGUUAUUUUGGUAACCUAUAAUCUGCCUCCAUGGUUGGUAAUGAAGAGGAAACACAUGAUGCUGACCUUAUUGAUAUCAGGCCCUAAACAACCGGGAAACGACAUUGAUGUUUACCUUGAACCGUUAAUAGAUGACUUGAAGCUGUUAUGGGAAGGGGUGAAUGGAGUUUACGAUGCCAUUAAGAAUGAAAAUUUUACCCUUAGGGCUUUACUGUUCUGGACAAUCAAUGAUUUUCCAGCUUAUGGUAACCUUUCAGGAAGUAUAGUGAAAGGCUAUAAUGCAUGUCCUAUUUGCCUUGAUAAAACAGAACCUACAAGGCUAGUUCAUGGAGGAAAGAUGGCCUACACCAUUCAUCGGCGGUUUUUAGGAAGACACCAUCCUUAUCGAAAGCUAAGGGCUGCUUUCAAUAACCAGCCAGAACAUGCAACAGCUCCAGUGCCAUUGAGUGGAGAAGAAUUGUUGAGGAGGUUGGAGGAGGAAGUUCCACAGUGGCCGCACUGCCUUGAUGUCAUGCACAUUGAAAAAAAUGUGUGUGAUAGUCUAAUAGGGACGUUGUUGAACAUUCCCGGAAAAACCAAGGACGGACUGAAAACUCGUUUGGAUUUGGCGGAAAUGGGUAUAAGGCAACAGCUGCACCCAAAUCUAGAUGGUCCGAAAAAGAAGCGCUUGCCAUUGGCAAGCUGGAACCUAACAGUAGAUGAGAAAAAAUGUAUGUGUGGAUCAUUUCAUGGCAUGAAGGUUCCUGAAAACUAUUGUUCAAACAUUUCGAGCCUUGUUUCAAUGGAUGAUUUGAGGCUGACCGGACUUAAGUCCCAUGAUUGUCAUGCCUUAAUGCAACAGCUACUCCCAAUUGCUAUCCGAGGGGUGUUGGAAAAACCGGUCAGAGUUGCAGUAAUCAGGCUUUGCCUUUUUUUAAUGAAAUUUGCAGCAAGACUAUAG